AUGACAAGAGCACUUCCACAGCCUCAAGAAACGUUUUUGAUUGGCAAUCUACGAGAAUUAGAUCCAGAUCGUUUCUCGGAAUCACUUCAGAGACUCCAGGAGCUAUAUGGUGAUAUAUAUCGACUGACUAUUUUUAAAACAAAUGUGGUUGUAUUGUCUAAUCACGAAUUCAUUAAUUUCGUAUGUGAUGAAUCAAAAUUUGAUAAGAAAAUUGCAGCAGGCUUAUUAGAACUGAGAAACGCAGGUGGUGAUGGACUUUUUACGGCACAUACUUCAGAACCAAACUGGAAACUUGCUCAUAAAAUUUUAAUGCCUGCAUUUGGACCACAAGCAAUUCGAGAUAUGUUUCCAGCUAUGAUGGAUAUAUGUUCACAACUUAUUCUUCGAUGGGAACGAUUUCCUGGAGAAGAAAUUGAUGUUUGUGAUAACUUGACUCGUUUGACUUUGGAUACAAUUGCUUUAUGUAGUUUUAAUUACCGAUUUAAUAGUUUUUAUCAAAAAACAAUGCAUCGUUUUGUUGAUGCAAUGAUUAAUGUUCUUGUUGAAAGUGGUCGACGUGCUCAACGAUUUUCUUUACAAAAUACACUUAUGAUGACAACUACACGUUGGUAUAAUAAUGAAAUUGCAUAUCUUCAUAAUGUAUGUGAUGAAAUUGUUCGAGAAAGACGAAAAAAUCCAAAUGAUGUGAAAGAUUUACUUAAUCGAAUGAUCAAUGGUAAAGAUCCAGAAACUGGUUAUCAAUUAUCUGAUGAAAAUAUUCGCUAUCAGAUGCUUACGUUUUUAGUAGCUGGUCAUGAAACAACAUCAGGACUGCUCUCAUUUGCUUUAUAUUAUCUUCUUAAAAAUCCGCAUACUUUACAGAAAGUACAAGUAGAAGUCGAUCAAUAUGGUGAAAUUACAGUUGAUACAUUAAGUAAAUUAAAAUAUAUUGAUGCAGUAUUAAAAGAAACACUUCGUUUACAACCUACAGCACCAGGAUUUAUUUUAACAUCAAAGGAAGAUAGUGUCAUUCUACCAGGUGGUUACGAAGUUCAUAAAGAUGAGAGUAUUAUAGUUGUUUUACAUAAAUUACAUCGUGAUCCAAAAAUAUGGGAUCGACCAGAAGAAUUUGUUCCAGAACGAAUGUUAAAUGGUGGAUUUGAAAAUCUUCCAUUAAAUUCAUGGAAACCUUUUGGCAAUGGUCAACGUUCUUGUAUUGGCCGACCAUUUGCAUGGCAAGAAAGUCUUCUUGCUUUGGCACUUGUUAUUAAGCAUUUCAAUAUUGAAUUUGUUGAUCCAUCUUAUGAUCUUCGUAUUAAACAAACAUUAACAAUCAAACCUGAAGGUUUCAAAAUACGAGUUCGAUCACGUCAACGUGUUGGAAUUUUACUUGAUACAAAUAUAACGCCAGUUAACAAGGCAACUGAAAAAACAUCCAAACAAAAAGAUGAUACAAAACAUCUUCGACCAAUGGCUAUUUUCUUUGGUAGUAAUUCUGGUUCGUGUGAAUCUUUUGCAGCAACAUUAGCAUCUGAAGCACCACUCUAUGGUUAUAAUGCCACGGUGGCUACGCUUGAUUCUGCUGUUAAUUCUCUUCCGAAUGAUCAACCAACAAUCAUCAUUACAGCUUCAUAUGAAGGUAAUCCAUGUGAAAAUGCUAAACAAUUCAUGGCAUAUCUCGAAUCAAAACCUAAACUAGAAAUAAAUUAUGCUGUAUUUGGAGCUGGUCAUCAUGAUUGGGUAAAUACAUAUCAAAAAAUUCCAAUUUAUAUUGAUCAAAUGAUAGAAAAUGCUGGAGGUACGAGAAUUAUUGAACGUGGUGUUGGUGAUUCUGGCGGUGAUUUUUAUGGUGCAUUUGAAGCUUGGAAAGAAAAUCUUUUUCAAACUUUACGAAAAGAUAAUGGUGAACAUAAUAUAAUUAGUGAAGAGAAACUUUCUAUUGAAAUUGUUAAUUUAAAAAGAAAUUUUGAACAAAUAACUGAUUCUGGUAUUCUUCUUCAAAGUAAAGUUUUGGUGAAAGCAACUGAAAUUGUACCAACAAUAAAACAUCUUGAGAUUAAACUUCCAAAAGGACAAACUUAUCGAACAGGUGAUUAUCUCGCGAUAUUACCAUCGAAUCCAGUUGAAAUUGUUUAUCGAGUUCUCAAACGAUUCAAUCUAUCUACAGAUACUCAAGUCAAAAUUCAUUGUUCUACAAAUACUUUCUUUCCGACUAAUCAUCCAGUUAGUGCAUUUGAUAUUCUAAGUGGUUACGUUGAAUUAGCUCAACCGAUUAGUAAAAAACAAAUUGAAACUCUUGCUGCAUUAUGUAAAGACGAAAAAGAAGCAGUACAACUCAAGAAUCUUAAUGGAGAUACAUAUGAAACCGAAAUUCUCAAUAAACGUAUUAGUAUAUUAGAUACUCUUGAACUUUAUUCUUCGUGUGACCUUUCAUUUGCACAAUAUCUUCGAAUGCUUCCAUCACUUCGUGUUCGUCAAUAUAGUAUUUCUUCUUCGCCUUUAUGGAAUUCGGAAGUCGUCACACUUACAUUUGAUGUAUUAAAUGUUCCCGCAUUAAGUGGAUCUGGACAAUACUUUGGUGUAGCAUCAAAUUAUCUUGCAAAUUUACGAGAAGGUAAUCAAAUUAGCUGUAGUGUUCGAGCAAGUAAUACAAGAUUUCAUCCACCUGAAGAUACAACAAUACCAAUUGUUAUGAUUGCUGCUGGAACUGGAAUUGCACCAUUUCGUGGUUUUAUUCAAGAACGAGCAGCACAAUUGGUAUGUGGUCGAAAUAUUGGAUCUACAAUUCUUUAUUAUGGAUGUCGAUCACAAGAAGAUUUUUUGUAUUCAAAUGAAUUCGAAAAAUGGUCUAGCCUUGGGGCAGUUCAAGUCAAAUCUGUGUUCUCUCGUCAAUCAAAUAAUGGUAAAAAAUAUGUUCAAGAUUUACUUUGGGAAGAUCGGAAUGAAAUUGCUAGUUUAUAUUGUAAGGGUGCACGCUUUUAUACGUGUGGAAGUGGUCGAAAAGUUGGUGCAUCAGUCAAAACAUGUUUCAUAAAGAUUAUUGCAGAAAUAAAACAAUGUAAUGAAGAAGAAGCAACAAAAAUUCUCGAGAAAAUCUCUUGUGAUCGAUAUAAUGUUGAUGUUUUCGCAUAA
Molecule: messenger RNA, 3111 nt
Organism: Adineta steineri
Lineage: Eukaryota; Metazoa; Rotifera; Eurotatoria; Adinetida; Adinetidae
Source: the annotation of a GenBank genome assembly